Messenger RNA from Siniperca chuatsi (mandarin fish), 2759 nucleotides. It is a transcript of the gene col10a1a, whose product is annotated as collagen, type X, alpha 1a. NCBI's taxonomy places the organism in Eukaryota, Metazoa, Chordata, Actinopteri, Centrarchiformes, Sinipercidae. The coding region runs from base 150 to 2114 and encodes 654 amino acids. The record is from RefSeq and is a predicted model, not a curated record. Gene Ontology annotation, molecular function: protein binding. The transcript is spliced from 3 exons.
GAUAUGGUAUAAAUACCCACAUCAUUGUACUGGAAGGCAGCAUAUCCUCAGUUGUGCUCCUACCCUAAGGAUAUACAGCAGCACCAGGAGAUCACUGGUGCUGAAGAGAUUGGUUUCCCCCCCUUUGGAUGCUGGUUUGACGUUACAAGAUGGACCUACGAGUAGCAAGCAUCCUCCUCCUCAUGGUGGCCUUCGCUGCAGCCCAUGGGAAAGGGUAUGUGGUGAAGAAGUUGGUGAAGGCCGCCCCUCAGUACCAGCCCUACUCUGUGAAGAGCCACGUGGUAUCAGUGGCAGGUGAGCCUGGUCCUCCAGGUGAGCCCGGCCCUGAGGGACCUCCUGGGCCUCCUGGCCCCCCAGGUGAGAGUGCUGAAGGUCUGCCUGGACCCGAAGGACCUCCUGGAGCUCCUGGAGCUCCUGGCCGCUCCAUCGCUGGCAAACCUGGAUCCCCAGGUGGACCUGGCAAACCUGGCAGCGACGGAGCUCCUGGUGACAAGGGAGACACUGGAGCCACUGGCCCUCAGGGACCUAGGGGAGUCCCUGGAUCUCCUGGAAGCCCUGGACCCGCCGGCCUCUCUGCUACUGGCAAACCUGGACCUGCAGGUUUACCUGGAUCAAUGGGACCUAGAGGCGAACCUGGUCUGAAAGGACAUCCAGGUGUACCUGGACUGCCAGGUGCUAAGGGUGAUAGAGGGGUGGGAGCUCCUGGACCUCAGGGUGAGACAGGACCUGAAGGACCCAUGGGCCCACCUGGAGAACCAGGUGAGGCUGGAGUUGGAAAGCCAGGAAAAGCAGGUAUGCCUGGUGAGCCAGGAAAGGCAGGUAGCCCUGGUAGGGAUGGUGCCACAGGUCCCAUGGGACCAAUGGGACCUAAAGGACACACUGGUGCCCCAGGUGUGGGUAUUCCAGGUAAAUCAGGUGAGAACGGUGCUCCAGGUCUGCCUGGCCCAGUUGGCCCUAAAGGCAACCAGGGACCUGGUGGAGCCCCUGGUGCCCCUGGAGUCCCCGGAUAUGGAAAGCCAGGUGCAAAUGGAGAGAAGGGAGAGAGAGGAGCUACAGGUAGCACAGGUGCCACAGGUGCAAAGGGUGAGCAAGGUCCAACAGGAUAUACUGGUGCUACUGGUGCAACUGGCCCCACUGGUCCUGCUGGACCUCAGGGUUCAAGAGGUUUCCCAGGUGAACCCGGUGCUGCUGGUCCUAAAGGGGACACAGGUGAAACUGGAGCUCAGGGACCCAAGGGAAACAAGGGAGAUCAGGGAGCACAGGGUUUCGCAGGCAAGCAGGGUUAUCCAGGCGCAGCUGGUCCUCCUGGACCCAGAGGGGCCACUGGACCCACAGGUGACAAAGGUAAUGUAGGUGCCCCAGGUACCCCAGGUGCCCCAGGCAUUCCAGGCCCUGCUGGACCCAAAGGUCAUCCCGGCCGUGCAGGUGAGCCAGGUGCCUCUGGUUCUGAUGGUGCUCCAGGUUCCAGAGGACCUGCUGGGCCUCAAGGUCCUGCUGGUGCUCCUGGCCUUAAGGGACAUCCAGGUCUCCCUGGUCCUGCCGGCCCUGCUGGUCUGGCUGCCAAGGGUCUCCCCGGACCUCAGGGUCCCCCUGGUCAGCCUGGUGAGCCUGGUGCUGAUGGAGAAAGUGGCCCAGCUGGCCCUCCUGGUCCUCCUGGUCCUCCUGGUGAGGUUGUUUUUGAGAAGGGCAUGGGAAUGGGUGAGGUUAUGGUCAAGUCCCCCAUGUCUGCUUUCACUGCAUCUCUGGCCACCCCCUACCCUGCUGCUGGCAGCCCCAUUAAGUUUGACCAAAUAGUGUACAAUGCUGAGAAUCACUAUGACCCUGAGAGUGGCAUUUUCACUUGCCAGAUUCCUGGAGUUUACUACUUCUCCUACAGCAUCCAUGUUAAUGGAGCUCAUGCACUGGUUGCUCUGUACAAGAAUGACCAGCCUGUUAUGUUCACUUAUGAUGAGUACAACAAGGGCUUCCUGGACCAGAUGUCCGGUAGUGCUGUCCUCUUGCUCGAUGAGCAGGACACAGUCUAUGUCCAGAUCCCCGAUGAUGAGGCCAGUGGUGUCUUUGCCGCCGAGAAUGUCCACUGCUCUUUCUCUGGGUUCCUGAUUGCCUCAACGUGAUACGUUGAUACAAUAGUUCCCAAAAGCCAACCAACUAAAUUUGCAAUCUAUUUCUCAAACUAAAGUAAACUCCCUGUUAAUUUUUUCCUCAACCAAACAGACAGGCAGUUCACCCUUCUUUGAGGAAUAGUAGUAUCUCGACUUGAAAAUUACAAGAAAUAGGUGCUUAGAAGAAGGAAAACUAAUUUAUGAAAACAGGUGAUCAGGGAUGGGGGAAGCAAUCCACAAAGUUACCAGUGAGCUUUUCUAAUGGAGACAGCAUGUGAAAUUGAGGUGUUAUAACUGUGUUGUGUCCUGACUUUUUCUUUUCCACUCUGUUCCUUUUAUACUGACUUCAACUGGUGAUUCUUAAUUUAGUGUUUGUCUGUUUUUUUUUUGUUUGUUUUUGUACCUGCUUGUUUUUGUUUGGGUGACCAAUAACCUUAUUAAAAGUACACAAAUACUUUCUGUUCAACAUGUUGUAACUGUUAUCCUUGUAUGUGACUUGAAUAUUGUGAAAUGGUAAUGGUCAAAUUGACCGUUAUAAUGAAAUAAGUCACCAGAAUACUGUCAUACAAACACAAACUACCAGCAACAUUGUUAUAUCCCUGAACAUGCAUUAUGUCAUGUAAAGCAUAAUGACCAAAAUAAAAGAUGUCUAAACAA